AUGUCAAACUUGAGUCAAACUACUGAUUUGAGGAAAAGGAAGAGGAAAUCGGAAAGUGGUUUCAGGUUCAAGACUUUUGGUGAACAUGGUUGCCCAGUUGAGUUUGAGGGGCCAUUGCCGUUUAGGUAUAAUUUAGAAGCAUUACUUGAAUAUGGAAAUUUGGAGAGUAAUUUAUUUGGUGGAAUGCAAAGCUGGUCAUUUCAGCUUGAAGUCCAUCGCCAUCCUCCAUUCCACAUUCUCUUAUUUGUCGUGGAGGAACCCAUUGAGGCUUCAAUCAACAUUCACUGCAAGCACUGCCAAUACGUUGGGUGGGGGCACCAUAUGAUCUGCAACAAGAAGUAUCAUUUUGUGAUACCUUCCAAAGACACGGUGACUGCUUGUUUGAACUGUGAAGGUGGGUGUGAUGUGGUAGAUGUUGCAAAGGGUAAGUUGAACUUUGUGGAAUUACAGGGUCAUAUUAUGCAUGGUGUGUUUCACUCUAAUGGUUUCGGCCAUUUGCUUUGUAUCAAUGGAGUCGAAGUGGGUUCGGAUUUGACAGGACACCAGAUCAUGGAAUUUUGGGAUCGUCUCUGCACUGGAUUGAAAGCCAGGAAAGUGAGUUUAAAUGAUGCAUCACAGAAGAGAGGCAUGGAGUUGAGGCUCCUUCAUGGGGUUGCAUAUGGUGAGUCAUGGUUUGGUCAUUGGGGAUACAAAUUUGGACGUGGAACAUAUGGAAUUACCCAACCUGUUUAUCAGAAAGCAAUUGAAGCCAUACAAGGCAUGCCGCUAUGUUUACUAAAUCAUCAUCUUGCUAAUCUCAACCUUGAAAUUCCAGUCAUUUUUUCAAGGUACCAAACACUAUCAGACAAUUCAUUGGCUACUCUUGGUGAUCUUUUCCACUUUAUGCUAGAACUUAAAUCCUGCCUUCCAAAAGAUCAAAGCUCCAUUGAUUCCUACAAUCAAGGAAUCCUCGUUGAAGCUAAUUGUAGAUGGUCAGCUAAGCGAGUUGAAAUGGCAACUAGAGUGAUUGUAGAAGCACUAAAAAGCGCAGAAUUCAGGUGGGUUUCAAGGCAAGAAGUCAGGGACGCUGCUCGUGUAUAUAUCGGUGAUACAGGUUUACUAGAUUUUGUGCUCAAGUCGCUUGGAAAUCAAAUAGUUGGGAACUACCUUGUUCGUCGUAGCUUAAACCCGGUAACAAAAGUACUAGAAUAUUGCCUAGAAAAGAUCUCUGAUGUAAUCUCUAACCAAGAAGCCAAUUUGGUCAUCAAUAAUUCUAAUGUCAAGGCUCGAUACAAGGUCACAAAAGCUCAACUCAUGAAGGAUAUGUUCUAUGUGUUUAAGUACAUUUUGAAAGACCACAAUGCAGCAAUGAACACUGGGUUGUUUAGUGCAAUACCAGUGGCUACAAGAGUGAUUCUUGACACCAAAUACUUCGUGAAAGAUCACUAUUGUGGAGAGAUUUCUUCAAAAGUUGAACUAGGUUUUGAACCAAAACUAAGACUCUAUUGCACGGUCAUAUUAAAAGGCCAUGAAAAUACAGGAACAACAACAACAAAGAGGCCAUUGCUACCAUAUGAAUGCAUAACCAUGAAAAGCAACGAUACAUUUGAUGACCUUAACCUGGAAGUGGAGAGAAAUUUCAGAGAGAUCUACUGGGGACUGAGGAAUUUAGAGGUAGAGUCAAUAGUGAAUUUAAAUGGUGGGAAGGGAACAGAUCUGGUAUUCGGAGUGGUUGAAGUGGGUAGGAAAAUAAUUUUAGAAGGAAGCUGCAAGAAAGAUGGAGGAGUUGUGAAAGAACUUAUAUAUGAAAGUGGUGUAAAUAACAGGAUUGUGGAUUGCCCCUGUGGUGGGAAAGAAGAUGAUGGUGAAAGAAUGAUCUCUUGCGAUAUAUGUGAAGUUUGGCAACAUACGAGGUGUGUUCGUAUUCCGAAUAAUCAAGAAGCCCCGCAUAUUUUCCUCUGCAACCGAUGUGAGCGAGAGAUCGUACCUCUUUCUUCACUCCCAUAA
Carica papaya (papaya) is the source of this 1986-nucleotide messenger RNA. RefSeq names its product RING/FYVE/PHD zinc finger superfamily protein (gene MS1). Lineage: Eukaryota; Viridiplantae; Streptophyta; Magnoliopsida; Brassicales; Caricaceae. The record is from RefSeq and is a predicted model, not a curated record.